AUGAAUGUGCUGCUGUCGCCGCAGUUACCGGUUUUCCCUCACCAGCACGAAAACAUGCAUCUAACCCAGCGAAACCUCCCCUCGAUUCAUAACAUGAGCAGCCGGAAACGAAAGGCCGACGAAGAUGGAGACGAAAACAUGUCACCCAUGAGCUCCCCUGCCAUAUCCUCUCGGCCCCUCAUCCGCCCGUCGAAAAAAUUCAGAUCCAACGACUUGAUCGGCAGGCCACUCUCUCUACCACGACUCUUGGAAACCCUCGACACAAAUCAACUGCGAACAGUUUUGGAACGCAUCUGCGAGCGCCAUCCAGAUAUUGGGCAGGAGGUGGUCUCAGGCGCGCCCCGACCUACCGUUGACUCAGCAAUGAACGUGCUGCAUGGUUAUCAAGAGAGGCUGAAUGCUGCCGCUCCAUAUGGCGAAAGCAGCGCAGAGUAUACCUAUGACCGAGUCAAGAGUCACAUCAUCGCCUUGAUCGAUGCGCUCUCCGAUUUCACUCCCCAGUUUCUCCCUCCAAUCGAGACUCAGCCUACCAAAUCCUUGGAAUUCCUUGAUGGCGCAACCAGAUUCAUUCACAACCUUCCGGAUUGGCAGCCACAGACUUACCGCCAUCACAAAGAUAACGCAUACGAAGACAUCUCAAAGGCAUGGGCUUUGGUCAUCAAUGAAGCGGCGAAGCGAGGCGGUGGAUUUAAUUUGCAUUCCGAUGGAUGGGACCAAAAACUUGCUCGGCAUAACGAACAAUCCGGAGGACGUCUAGCAACAGCCAUGACAGCCAUGUCAAAUAGCGUUGGCUGGAUGGGAUCGAAUGAGAAUGGGGGUUCGUCAGAUCAAGGCUCUAUUCUCAACCAGCUUGUAUCGGGUGCAUACGGCUCGCCUGUCAGGGUCGGACCUUGGUAA
Messenger RNA from Trichoderma asperellum CBS 433.97, 897 nucleotides. RefSeq names its product Tethering factor for nuclear proteasome sts1 (gene STS1). Gene Ontology annotation, cellular component: nucleus; nuclear membrane. Gene Ontology annotation, molecular function: proteasome binding. The record is from RefSeq and is a predicted model, not a curated record. Gene Ontology annotation, biological process: proteasome localization; nuclear protein quality control by the ubiquitin-proteasome system. Lineage: Eukaryota; Fungi; Ascomycota; Sordariomycetes; Hypocreales; Hypocreaceae.